ACGGAUUGCUUCAAGUCUUAGCUCUUAUCAAAGAGAUUGAUCAACCGCUUAUGUUAGCAAUUCGACUUAGUACGGCUGCUUGCUCAAGUAAACAGAUUGAAUUUAUUUUGGGCAUACGAUCAACAAUUUCGGCAUUAAUUUGGAGUGAUGAAAUGGAUUUAAUUAAUGAUUGGUAUGAGAUAAUUAAUCUUCGAUCAGGCGCUUAUUCUAGACGUUUAGUAUUUGAUUUACAUGCUAAACAUCGAAGUGUCUUGAAAAUACUUCCAUAUUCCAUUGUUAUGAGUAAAUCGGGAUUUAAUCGAAACCACUGGAAUUUGAUAGAAUUUCCAUCCGUUUUUACUGAGUCAUCUGGAGCUAUAGUAAGCGAUAAAGGUAUUGCAUUCCUCGGUUGGCCAACAGCAUUUCUGAUCUCAUUGAUACAACCAUCCGUAUUUCCGGAUAUUCAAAGGAUCACUGCUAAGCUAAUAUUUGUAAAAAAGAAACAAAAUAUCAAUGAUGAUUGGUUAAAGCAUAGCGGUUUCGUAGUAUAUCUGUUGGAGAAAGUACUUGAUCUUCAAUCACCUGAGAUUACUACCGGUAUAAAGAUAUUCGUUGGUUAUAAUGGUCGUUUAUCGAUCGAGAAUCGAGGGAAGCGGUAUAAUUAUCACAAUAUGAAAGCAGUAGGACAAGUGCGCCACGAUAAAAGCUGUUACAAUAUCGAACUUUUGGACAGAGGAUGGCAAGUAGAGCUUACUGUUGGAGGAAGUAAUUGUGAAGACGAAAAGUUGACAAAUCCAACAAAAAUUACUUUAGAAACGUCGUUAACAAAGUAA
Loa loa (African eye worm) is the source of this 812-nucleotide messenger RNA. RefSeq lists its product as hypothetical. The transcript has 6 exons. NCBI's taxonomy places the organism in Eukaryota, Metazoa, Nematoda, Chromadorea, Rhabditida, Onchocercidae. Bases 51 to 812 code for a protein of 253 amino acids. The record is from RefSeq and is a predicted model, not a curated record.